UUGGGACCAUGGAUGUACCGCGGCCCAAGAGCCGCGUGGAGAUCGUCGCCGCCAUGCGCAUGAUACGGUACGAGUUCAAGGCUAAAGGUGUGAAGAAAAAGAAAGUGACGCUCGAGAUAUCGGUGGAUGGAGUACGUGUGACACUUCGGAAAAAGAAAAAGAAAAAACAGUGGAUGGAUGAAAAUAACGCCUUUCUGAUGCACCACCCUAUAUAUAGGAUAUUCUACGUCUCUCACGACUCGCAGGAUCUCAAGAUCUUCAGCUACAUUGCCCGGGAGGGUUCUAGCAACGUAUUUAAGUGCAACGUCUUCAAGUCCAACAAGAAAAGCCAGGCGAUGCGCAUCGUGCGAACCGUGGGGCAGGCCUUCGAGGUGUGCCACAAGCUGUCGGCUGCGGCGGGCAACACGGCCGACGACGAGGACCAGGACCUCGCGGGCACGGCGUCCACAGCGGCCAUGGACGCGGCCGAGGCCACCACUGGAGUCGCGGGGGUCGAGCGCAAAGACACGCUGUCGGAUCCCAUCAGCUGCGACACACUGGCAGGCACUGUGGCCGAGGACGAGGCAUCGAUACAGUCGGAGCCGGUGCACGCCACGGUGCCGACCUCGGCGCCGGGAGGCGGCGGGGGCGGCGGAGGUGGAGGUGGAGCCGCACCCAGGCCGCUGCGACUCGACAUCCUGCCUCCACCCCCGUCCAACCCCCGGAGAACGUCCCCACAGAGCGGCAGCGGGAGUGGCAGUGGCGGCGCGGGCGACCUGUACGCCUCGCCGCCCGGCGGGGGCGGGGGCGGAGGCGUCGAGGGCGGGCGAGCGGGCAGCAGCGGCCGCGAGACGGCGGCGGGCACGCCGCUCAGCGCGCACCACGAGCUGCAGCUGCUGCGCGAGCAGCUGGACCAGCAGGCGCACCAGACGCAGGCGGCGCUGGCGCAGGCGCAGCUGCUGCGCGACCAGCUCGCCGCCGAGACGGCCGCGCGACUCGAGGCCCAGGCGAGAACGCAUCAGUUGCUGGUGCACAACAAGGAGCUGCUGGACCACAUAGCGGCGCUGGUGGCGGCCCUGCAGGACCAGGAGCGGCUGCACCACCACCAGCAGCAACAGCAGCACCAGCAGCACCAACAGCACCAGCAGUUCCAGCAGCAGCAGCAGCAGCCGCAGCAGCUGCAGCCUCCGCACGUCGCAAUGAUGCCACAGUUGACGAUGAUCGACAAGGUGAGCCGGUGGUUCGAGAUGCUGGAGCCGCUGUCGCGCCCAGAGAGCGGCUUCGUGGACGCGGCCGGCGCCGAGGAGGACCCCUGGCCGCCAGCGCGGGCGCCGGCGGCGGCGGCGGCGGCGGCGCGAGGCCUGCGAGCAGCGCUCCGCGCGGGACGAUCCGUAACUACCUUCUGAGGCGGUGCGCGGCCCGCCACCGGCAACUGUCAGCGCGAGUGAUCUGUCUCCACAGCCACCAGCUUCUCAGGACAGAUCCGCUGCUGCCAGCCUUGCAAUCUACCUCCUACGUCACCAACUUCUGACGAGGCUAAGAGCACCGU
Schistocerca nitens (vagrant locust) is the source of this 1528-nucleotide messenger RNA. Its product is annotated as carboxyl-terminal PDZ ligand of neuronal nitric oxide synthase protein-like. The record is from RefSeq and is a predicted model, not a curated record. The coding region runs from base 9 to 1385 and encodes 458 amino acids. Gene Ontology annotation, molecular function: nitric-oxide synthase binding. The transcript is spliced from 9 exons. Lineage: Eukaryota; Metazoa; Arthropoda; Insecta; Orthoptera; Acrididae.